UUUUUUUUGUGGAUCCCGGCGGGAACGCGGCAUCUCGGGAAGGAGGAGCAGGGGAGGCAUCGCGACAUCUCUGGGGCAGAGCUGGGAAAGCUGGGAAAGCGCCUGGAAAAGGAGCUGGGAGAGGAGCCGGGAAUCGGCCGGGAAAAAUCCGGGAAUCGGCCGGGAAAAAUCCGGGAAUCGGCGGGGAAAGAGCCGGGAAAAAUCCGGGAAUCGGCGGGGAAAGAGCCGGGAAUUGGCCGGGAAGAAAACGGGAUUUGGCUGGGAAGGAAUUUCAGGAAUCAGCCGGGAAUUGGCCGGGAAGAAACCGGGAAUUGGACGGGAAUCGGCCGGGAAGGAAUUCCGGGAAUCAGCCGGGAAGGAGGCGGGAAGGAAUUUCAGGAUUCGGCCGGGAAUCAGCCGGGAUUCGGCCGGGAAGCAGCCGGGAAGGAGGCGGGAAGGAAUUUCAGGAUUCGGCCGGGAAUCGCCAGGGAAGGAACCGGGAAAGGAUUUCAGGAUUCGGCCGGGAAUCAGCCGGGGAGGAAUUCCGGGAAUCAGCCGGGAAUCGGCCAGGAAUCAGCCGGGGAGGAAUUCCGGGAAUUGGACGGGAAUCGGCCGGGAAGGAGCCGGGAAUCAGCCGGGGAGGAAUUCCGGGAAUCGGCCGGGAAUCCCGGCCUGCCCCUUCCCUUCCCGCUGCUGCCGUUUUCCCGGGAUUGAGGCAGCAGCCGGAAAAGCGGGCCGGCCCUUCGGCAUGGCGAUGCCGCGAGUGACGCUGCGCUGAGAGAGCAUCCCGCGAUUCCCCCUCCGGAAAACCGGGAAUUUCCAAGCCCUCCAUCCAUCCAGGAUGCCCAGGAACCGCGCCUUCUCCGAGCCGGAAUUCUCGGCCGAAUAUUCCGCCGAUUAUUCCUUGAGUUUCCCCUCGGAUCCCGACGGGAAUCUCCGCCGCUCCCGGGAAUCUCCGGCCCCGCAGGGCUGGUGGGGGGGGCCCUGCCCGUGCCUGCCGCAUUCCCGGCGUUUCUCCUUCUCGCCGGAAUCCUUGGAAAAGCUCUACCAGACUUAUUUCCGCCGCCAGCGCCACGAGACGCUGCUGGUCCUGGUGGUCUUCUCCGCCCUCUUCGACUGCUACAUCCUGGGAAUGUGCGCGGGCUUUUCCCGCAUGGAAAAACUCCUCCCGGCGCUGGCCGCGCUGGCCGGGCUGGUGGCCCACGGCGGCAUUUUCCUGCUGCUGAAAUCCCGGCUUCUCCCGGAGGAUUUCUCCCAGAAAUUCCUGCCCUGCGGGCUGUGGGCGCUGACGGUGGCGCAGCUCUGGGGCUUGCUGGGGCUGGAAUUCCAGAGGAGUUUUCCAGAGGCGGUGGACACGGCGGGCUGGCAGGCGUUCUUCGCCUUCUCCUGCUUCCUGACGCUGCCGCUGCGCCUGGCGCGGAUCCUGCUGCUGGCGGCCGCCUCCUGCGGCGGCCACGCGCUCGUCCUGGGAAUCGUGGAAUUCCAGAGGGGCCGCCAGGACGUGGAGCCAGGCGAGGUGGCCAGGCAGCUGGUGUCGAACGUGGCGCUGUACGCCUGCGCCAUGGCGGUGGGCGCCAUGUCGUACGUCAUGGCCGACCGGAAGCACCGGAAGGCGUUCCUGGAGGCGCGGCAAUCCCUGGAGGUCAAACUCAACCUGGAGGAGCAGAGCCAGCAGCAGGAGCGGCUGAUGCUGUCCAUCCUGCCCAAGCACGUGGCGGACGAGAUGCUGAAGGACAUGAAGAAGGACCCGAGCCAGAAGGAGCUGCAGCAGUUCAACACCAUGUACAUGUACCGCCACGAGAACGUCAGCAUCCUGUUCGCCGACAUCGUGGGCUUCACGCAGCUCUCGUCGUCCUGCAGCGCCCAGGAGCUCGUCAAGCUCCUCAACGAGCUCUUCGCCCGCUUCGACAAGCUGGCCGCCAAACAUCACCAGCUGCGGAUCAAGAUCCUGGGGGAUUGCUACUACUGCAUCUGUGGGCUGCCGGAAUUCCGGGAGGACCACGCGGCCUGCUCCAUCCGGAUGGGGCUGGCCAUGGUGGAGGCCAUCGCCUCGGUGCGGGAGCGGACGCGCACGGCCGUGGACAUGCGCGUGGGCGUGCACAGCGGCGCGGUGCUGGGCGGCGUGCUGGGCCAGAAGCGCUGGCAGUACGACGUCUGGUCCACCGACGUCACCGUGGCCAACAAGAUGGAGGCGGGCGGCAUCCCCGGGCGCGUGCACAUCUCGCAGAGCACCGUGGACUGCCUGAAGGGCGAGUUCGAGGUGGAGCCGGGCGAGGGCGGCUCCCGCUGCGACUACCUGAGGGACAAGGGCAUCGUCACCUACCUGGUGGUGGUCCCCAAGCAGGGCCUGCGGCACGGCGUCAACGGCGUGAAGCUGUCCCUGACCUCGUCCCACGGCGUGUCCCCCCCUCCGGUGGCCACCGCGGAGCCCAACGGGAGCCUCAGCCCGGAGCCGCCCGAGGACGCCGAGCGCGGCCGGAGCAGCUCCGCGGAUCUCGACGACGACGACGACGACGGCGAGGCGCCCAACCCGUCCUUCCCCAACCCGCGGCGGCGCCUGCGGCUGCGGGACUUGGCCGAGCGCGUGGCGGGCGCGGCGCAGAACGAGCAGGAGCUCAACCGGCUCCUCAACGAGGCCCUGCUGGAGCGCGAGUCCAUCCAGGCGCUGAAGGGCAAGAGCACCUUCCGGCUGUCGCUGCGCUUCACCGACCCCGACAUGGAGACGCGCUACUCGGUGGAGAAGGAGAAGCAGAGCGGCGCCGCCUUCAGCUGCUCCUGCGUCGUCCUCUUCUUCACCGCCCUGGUGGAGGCCGUCAUCGACCCCUGGUUGGCGACCAACUACGUGACCUUCGCGGUGGGCGAGGUGCUGCUGCUGGGCCUCACGCUCUGCUCCUUGGCCGCCAUCUUCCCGCGGGCCUUCCCCAAGAGGCUGGUGGCCUUCUCCACCUGGAUCGACCGCACCCGCUGGGCGCGCAACGCCUGGGCCAUGGCGGCCAUCGCCGUCGUCACCGCGGCCGACAUCGUGGACAUGCUCGGCUGCCGGCGCGACCGCUGGGUGGCCACCAACGGGACCUCGGGGCCACCCCGCGGCGGCGGCGGCGGCGGCGGCGGCUGCGCCGACCACCCCAAGUACUACAGCUACAUCGCCCUGCUGGCCCUGGUGGCCACCGUGAUGCUGGUCCAGGUGAGCCACAUGGUCAAGCUGACCCUCAUGGCGCUCAUCACCGCCGCCACCGGCGCCGUCAACUUCUCCGCCUGGGAGCCCAUCUUCGACCAGUACGACCGGCGCCGCGGCCAGCACAGCUCGUCCGUGCUGGUCCCCUCCAAGUAUUCCAUGACCGCCAUGAUCUUCGUGGUGAUGCUCAGCUUCUACUACUUCUCGCGGCACGUGGAGAAGCUGGCGCGGACGCUGUUCCUGUGGAAGAUCGACGUCCACGACCAGAAGGAGCGCGUCUCCAUUACCCCAAAAUCCCAUUUAUCCCAAAUUCCCACCAUCCCAUUUAUCCCAAAAUCCCAUUUAUCCCAUCAUCCCAUCAUCCCACCAUCCCGGGAAGGAAUUCCCACAUCCCACGUGUGUUCCCAGGUGGAGAAGCUGGCCCGGACGCUGUUCCUGUGGAAGAUCGACGUCCACGACCAGAAGGAGCGCGUCUCCAUCAUCCCAAAAUCCCAUUUUCCCAUUUAUCCCAAAAUCCCAAAAUCCCAAAAUCCCACAAUCCCACCAUCCCACCAUCCCGGGAAGGAAUUCCCAGCAUCCCACGUGUGUUCCCAGGUGGAGAAGCUGGCGCGGACGCUGUUCCUGUGGAAGAUCGACGUCCACGACCAGAAGGAGCGCGUCUCCAUCAUCCCAAAAUCCCAUUUUCCCAUUUAUCCCAAAAUCCCAAAAUCCCACAAUCCCACCAUCCCACCAUCCCGGGAAGGAAUUCCCAGCAUCCCACGUGUGUUCCCAGGUGGAGAAGCUGGCGCGGACGCUGUUCCUGUGGAAGAUCGACGUCCACGACCAGAAGGAGCGCGUCUCCAUCAUCCCAAAAUCCCAUUUUCCCAUUUAUCCCAAAAUCCCAAAAUCCCACAAUCCCACCAUCCCACCAUCCCGGGAAGGAAUUCCCAGCAUCCCACGUGUGUUCCCAGGUGGAGAAGCUGGCGCGGACGCUGUUCCUGUGGAAGAUCGACGUCCACGACCAGAAGGAGCGCGUCUCCAUCAUCCCAAAAUCCCAUUUAUCCCAUUAUCCCACCAUCCCAAAAUCCCACAAUCCCACAAUCCCAGCAUCCCACAAUCCCGGGAAUUCCCAGCAUCCCACGUGUGUUCCCAGGUGGAGAAGCUGGCGCGGACGCUGUUCCUGUGGAAGAUCGACGUCCACGACCAGAAGGAGCGCGUCUCCGAGAUGCGCCGCUGGAACGAGGCCCUGGUGGCCAACAUGCUGCCCGAGCACGUGGCCCGGCACUUCCUGGGCUCCAAAAAGCGGGAUGAGGAGCUGUACAGCCAAUUGUACGAGGAGAUCGGGGUGAUGUUCGCCUCACUGCCCAAAAUCCCAUAAAUCCCCAAAAAUCCCAUAAAAAUCCCUUGGGAUGGAUCCUGAGUGUCCUGGAUCCCGGAAUCGCGGAAUGGUUUGGGAUGGGAUCUGUGGAGCUCCAAUCCCACCCCAAUCCCACCACACGAUCCAAGGGUUCUCCAAUCCCACCACACGAUCCAAGGGUUCUCCAAUCCCACCACACGAUCCAAGGGUUCUCCAAUCCCAUCCCAAUCCCACCACACGAUCCAAGAGUUCUCCAAUCCCACCACACGAUCCAAGGGUUCUCCAAUCCCACCACACGAUCCAAGGGUUCUCCAAUCCCACCACACGAUCCAAGGGUUCUCCAAUCCCAUCCCAAUCCCACCACAUGAUCCAAGGGUUCUCCAAUCCCACCACACGAUCCAAGAGUUCUCAACCUUUCCUUGGACACUCUCAACGCCAUCCCAAAAAUCCAAUAACCAAUCAUUAACGAUCAACAAUCAAUGACCAAUGACCAAUAACCGAUAACGCCGCACUCCGGGGGCGCCUUCCCGUCACUCCUCGUGGGGGCGCGGAAUUCCCGGAAUUCCCAGGAGCUGUACAGCCAAUCGUACGAGGAGAUCGGGGUGAUGUUCGCCUCGCUGCCCAAAAUCCCAAAAAUCCCCAAAAAUCCCAUAAAAAUCCCUUGGGAUGGAUCCUGAGUGUCCUGGAUCCCGGAAUCGCGGAAUGGUUUGGGAUGGGAUCUGUGGAGCUCCAAUCCCACCCCAAUCCCACCACACGAUCCAAGGGUUCUCCAAUCCCACCACACGAUCCAAGGGUUCUCCAAUCCCACCACACGAUCCAAGGGUUCUCCAAUCCCAUCCCAAUCCCACCACACGAUCCAAGGGUUCUCCAAUCCCACCACACGAUCCAAGGGUUCUCCAAUCCCACCCCAAUCCCACCACACGAUCCAAGGGUUCUCCAAUCCCACCACACGAUCCAAGGGUUCUCCAAUCCCACCACACGAUCCAAGGGUUCUCCAAUCCCAUCCCAAUCCCACCACACGAUCCAAGGGUUCUCCAAUCCCACCACACGAUCCAAGGGUUCUCCAAUCCCAUCCCAAUCCCACCACAUGAUCCAAGGGUUCUCCAAUCCCACCACACGAUCCAAGAGUUCUCAACCUUUCCUUGGACACUCUCAACGCCAUCCCAAAAAUCCAAUAACCAAUCAUUAACGAUCAACAAUCAAUGACCAAUGACCAAUAACCGAUAACGCCGCGCUCCGGGGGCGCCUUCCCGUCACUCCUCGUGGGGGCGCGGCAUUCCCGGAAUUCCCAGGAGCUGUACAGCCAAUCGUACGAGGAGA
Vidua chalybeata is the source of this 5810-nucleotide messenger RNA. It is a transcript of the gene ADCY3, whose product is annotated as adenylate cyclase 3. Gene Ontology annotation, cellular component: plasma membrane. Gene Ontology annotation, biological process: adenylate cyclase-activating G protein-coupled receptor signaling pathway; cAMP biosynthetic process; intracellular signal transduction. The transcript is spliced from 16 exons. Bases 821 to 4444 code for a protein of 1207 amino acids. The record is from RefSeq and is a predicted model, not a curated record. Gene Ontology annotation, molecular function: adenylate cyclase activity. Lineage: Eukaryota; Metazoa; Chordata; Aves; Passeriformes; Viduidae.